Molecule: messenger RNA, 1368 nt
Organism: Engraulis encrasicolus (European anchovy)
Lineage: Eukaryota; Metazoa; Chordata; Actinopteri; Clupeiformes; Engraulidae
Product: RING finger protein 222-like
Exons: 2
Coding region: 113-931 (272 amino acids)
Source: RefSeq, a predicted model, not a curated record
UUUCACUGCCAAAUGCCCGACAGACUGCUGCAAUGCCCCGCCAUUGUCCUUCAGAGGAAGUCAACCUGACCUGAAUAGCAGGCCCAAAAGGGGCACCCAGGAAUGUGGACGCAUGUGGCAAGAAGUUGUAUCUGGCCUGGACCCGGAGUGUCCUCUUUUGACAGCAAAACUGGGACAUGUGGACGACGGAAGCUCACAUGUACUUUUGGGGCCACUCGUCUCCACAGAGCAUGCCAUGUCAGUGGAGUCAGCGAUUAACCUGGCAGAUGGACCGCAGCAGUGCCCUGCGUAUCUCACCCCUCACACGUGCGAGAGUCCAGUGGGCAGCUGUGAUGACUAUAAUGCGGAGACAGAUGAGUGUCCAGUGUGUAGUGAGUUGUACGGGCGUUUGGGCACGCCCCGUGCUGCUCUGCUCAACUGCGACCACAUGCUCUGUGAAGGCUGCCUUUCCAAGAUGCUGGGCCGAUCCAAUGACCCCAGUCGCAUCCAGUGCCCUCUCUGUCGUCAAAGGACCCCGCUACUCCACUGGGAGAUCCGCCAAAUGCAAGAGGAGGCCCUGUCCAAUCAAGGGCUUGUUGUGACUAUGAGCACAAAUCCCUCGAACCCUGGUUUACAAUGUAAUUCCUCGGACCCCGUUUGUGAUUCACUGUCUCCCUUGAUGGCCUUGCGGCAGCAGGCACCCGGCCCUCCGGGUUGCUGUGAGUGUGCACCUCUUGAGCAGCAGUUGCACGAGCUGGCCGAGUCCGAGGUGGUGUGCGGUUGCUGCCAUCGCCCCCGCUGGCUGUCACAGGUCUUGAGGCAGUCGCGCCAUUGCCGCUGCUGCUAUGUGACACUGCUGCUGACACUUGGCAUGGCGGAGGUCGGCCUCCUCUUGCUAGUCUUCAUCCCGGUUGUCAUGCUCGUGCUACUCUUCACACUCAUCGGUAGAUAGGACAGUCAUGGGUAAACGGUUAGGGCGUCAGACUUGUUGCCCAAAGGUUGCCGGUUCGACUCCUGACUUGCCAGAUUGGUGGGGAGAGUAAUUAACCACUGCUCUACCCCGUCUUCCUCCAUGAUUGAGGUACCCUGAGCAUGGUACCAUCCUGCCGCACUGCUCCCUUUCGGGCACCAUUGGGGGCUUCCCCCUUGCACGAGUGAUGCGCAUACAUGCAAUUUUGUUGUGUGCAGUAUGCAGUUUUCACUUGUGUGCUGUGGAGUGCACAUGGGAGUUUCCCAGUUGGGCUUUCACUUCACUUUCAGAUAGAAUGUAACAACCGUGUUCUUAUGACGAGUUUUCAGCUUUUUUUAGAGUUCAAGGAAAGUGUUAUUUUUUUCAGUGGUUCAAUUCUAGAAUGUAUGCUUCCCGUUCACAAAAGCAAUCUUUUUUUU